Oikopleura dioica is the source of this 1275-nucleotide messenger RNA. NCBI's taxonomy places the organism in Eukaryota, Metazoa, Chordata, Appendicularia, Copelata, Oikopleuridae. The record is from the annotation of a GenBank genome assembly.
AUGGUCGAGGAAUCAGAAAACAUGAAGCCAAUUGAUAUCAAAAAAGAUCGAUUUCCUUUUUGUAUCGUUUGGACUCCUCUUCCUUGCAUAUCUUGGUUUUUGCCUUUCAUCGGGCAUGUUGGGAUUGCCUACUCGAAUGGCGUCAUUCGUGAUUUUGCGGGUCCAUAUUACGUUUCUGAAGAUAAUCUUGCAUUUGGCAAGACCACGCGCUAUUUGCAACUCGACCCAACAAAUAUCAGCGGAAAACAAUGGGAUACAGCUGUAAAAGAAGCCUCCGAUGAAUAUAACGGGCGAAUGCACAAUCUUUGCUGCGAUAAUUGCCACAGCCACGUAGCGAUGGCUAUGAAUCUGAUGGAAUACAAGGGCAAAUCAAACUGGAAUAUGGGAGUCGGGAAGGAUGCACUUUCCCGGUCAAACGGACUGGCCGGGAUUAUUGGGUACAUGAUGGUUGGAUAUCCAUUUAGUAUUAAUUUGCUAGAGCUUGGUUGCUUGUAUUACGGAAUAUACCGACUUGGUCUUGCUGCUAACACUUUCAACCAAAAACACGAAGUCCCAUACGACCGUCAAAUGGAAAGAACUAGGCUGAGAGAACUCGUCAAGAGAGGAUCUUACAACGGAUAUGAUUUGGCUCAUUAUGAAGCGCAAGUUAGAGGAAUGAAAAAUGUUGUCUACGGCGGUGCAGUUCUAGCGGCCGGUUGUAAUGCGACUGUAGCGGGACUCGGAGUGUUCAAUGUCUGGCUGUAUUAUUGGAUUUACACUACUUUGAAGCGAAAAAGCUGGAUAAACACGCAAAUUGGUGCAUUCGUCGGUGCAAUUCCGCCGCUUAUGGGCUACUUGACUAAUACAGGCGGAGAGUUUGUAAAUAACUUCUGGAUUGUCCCGACUGGUUUGCUUUUCUUCUGGCAAUUUCCCCAUUUUUACGGGCUCGCUGUUGAGCGGAACCCGGAGUACCACCGCGCUGGCUAUAAAAUGCUUGGAAUAACGGGCCGUUGGGAUCAAGUCUGGUCAAUUGGGUCAAUCCUCUGUUUCGCUUUGUUGACCUGGUUUGCUCACGAAGAACUUUCUAAAAAUCACAAGAUCCAGAGCUGCGGGGAAAGUGAGAAUUCCACAUUCUGGCUUCGAUACAUGCCACUCGUUGCAAUUGCGAUGGGUGGGAGCAUCAUGGCUUACUAUCAGGCACAGUGGAGUCUGGGCAUCAACUCUAUCGCAGCAGCAAGGAAAUUGUUUUGGUCUAGUACAGGAUUCAUCACGAUCUUAGGCUCGGAUUCUUAUUGA